Molecule: messenger RNA, 1215 nt
Organism: Melampsora larici-populina 98AG31
Lineage: Eukaryota; Fungi; Basidiomycota; Pucciniomycetes; Pucciniales; Melampsoraceae
Product: family 61 glycoside hydrolase
Exons: 4
Coding region: 1-1215 (404 amino acids)
Source: RefSeq, a predicted model, not a curated record
AUGCUUUCCUUCAACUCUUCAAUCAACGUGAUAUUAUCUUGUUCAUUGAUCUUUUCUAACAUUCUUCCUGGGGUUCUUGGCCAUGAUUACAUCAAAUAUUGGUCUCCUGACAAUGGAAAAACUUUUGAAAAAGGACACAAGCAGCCUUUAGCUAAAACUGCCCUUCGGGAUGUUUCCGAGAAUACGGGUUGGAUCGGAAGUCAAUUCCUUACUAAUCCUGCAAUCACCUGUGGAUCUAGUUCUACACCCAGUCAAAAAAUCGCUCCGCCAGGAGGUAAAUUGUUUAGUGAUGCUUCUCAAAGUGCCGGAAAGACUAUGGCUGUUCAACCAGGUGCAUCUGUUCAUCUGAUCGUCGCUGAUGAUCCAGGUAAAGGCACUUUUCACCCUCCAACAUCCUCACUCACACACAACCUUUUUUCCGAUGGCACAUCCGAUAGAUUUCCUCAUGACAAUGGACACAUUCAAACGUAUCUCGCAUACUGUGGUGAGAGCCCCACGGCUUGUCAGGAUUUCGAUGCAGCCUCAGUUCCGUACUUCAAGAUACAAGCAGAGAGAGAUGUUUUGUCCAACAAGAAGAAAUUUCCUAUGAACAAAGCUAGAGACGGAAACGAGUGGGCUAUUCCAAUUCCCGACAACCUUCCAAAAGGAAGUUACAUUUUACGAUCUGAAAUCAUUUGCCUCAAUCAAGGGACCGAGGCAGAGGGAAAACAAGAUCAAUACUAUAUCACUUGCGGACAGAUCUCGCUGUCAGAUCCCACCUCGGGCCCAGUCGACUUAUCCAAGUUGGAGACCGUCAAAUUCCCCGGCGCAUACAACAAUGGAAAGCUAGACCCAGCAAGCAAAACAUUACCCGGACCAGCGCUCUUCACACCGAACUCUGAGACCGAAAGUAACGUUGUUAAAGGAGCCGUAAGAGCCGUUACUCCAACAGCGCAAUCACCGACGGAAGCAGCCCCAAAGACACCACCCAAUGCAGCAGUGGCAGCAUCACUCAAUGACACUGGACCACAAUGCGCCAAGUUUUGUCUUAGACAGAACUUGCAGCUCACACCCGAAACUCUUGCCCCGGCCUGUGGGUCCAACAAAGACCCCAACUGUCUUUGUGCAGAUACUGGAUUUGUACAAGCGUUCAUCAACUGUGCGCGUGAUCAUUGUCAAGAAUCUCAGAUCAUCUUCCUUGGCUCAUCUUUCAUAACGUUAUCCUUUGAAAAUUAG